AUGGGAACAGAAAGCACGGAAGUGGAGAGAGACCGGAGAGCCAAACGAGGUGCAACAGGAUCAGGCGAGAGAAUGGUCAGAGAGGUCCAGGUCGAGGCAGGCAGAACAGGUUCAGAAGCAAAGAUCAGCUACGGAGCCACGGAUGUCACUUUCACUGACAGAAGGAGGUUCCCAUACGUCUACCGAACGGUCCCUAAUGUAGGAUAUUUCCAUCAAGCUCUCAUUCAGCUGCUGAAGCACUUUGGUUGGACCUGGGUGGGAAUCAUGAUAGCAGAUAAUGAAGCAGAUUAUGUAAAGAGACAACUAAUAGAGCUGAUUACAAGCAAUGGGAUGUGUGUGGAAUUUGCUUAUGAAUACUUAUGGGAUCGCAGGUUCGACGACAGAAUGGCUGAAAGGAUUUUAAAAACAACUUCCAGAGUUGUCAUAAUCAGUGAUUCCACCAGUAUGCUUUGGCAAAUAUUGAGAUACGUUAAGAUUGAGUCUAGCUUUAAAAGAACUUGGAUUUUGUCAGUCUCAUCUUCAUUUACGGAUUAUAUUCUCCAAUAUGAGAUUGCAGAGUUCUUUGCUGGAAGUUUGGCUUUUCCCGUAGCUGCUAGAGAAAUGGAUGGAUUUCAGGAUUUUUUAUUCUCUGCAAACCCUGAUCGGUAUCCAGAAGAUAUAUUCAUUCAAGAAGCAUGGCUGGGGUUUGUAAGCGACCUAUCUACUGAAAUGGCCAACAGUGAAACGUAUGUGAGUAAUAUAACCGGCAGUGAAGACUUUCUAAAUGCUUCCCCUCUUGGAAAUGAGACCCUUGCAUCAAUCCCUCACUAUAGACAGCUGGAUCUCAGAGUGCCCUACAGUGUGUACAAGGCUGUGUAUUUGUUGGCCCAGGCUCUACAUGUAUUGCUCUCAGAGAAGACUUCUCAUGGGGCUCCUACAGAGAAAGCCCGACUGGAGAGGGAACUGAACCCAUGGAAGCUGAAUCACUUGCUGAGAAAGGUUCAUGUUACACUUUCUUCAUCCCAAGAAGAGAUUUAUAUUAACAAGGAGGGAGAAGCUCCGGGACAAUAUGAUCUCACAAACUGGGUCAUGUUCCCUGAUCGCAGAACCAACGAACUGAAUGUGAUCACAGUGGGAAGGUACAACACGUCGAACCCCAAUCAGCUGAUUUGCAAUGACAGAGCCAUUGUUUGGUACCCGAAUGAUACAGAGAUCCCAAUCUCCGUGUGCAGUGACAGCUGUAUCCCAGGGUACCGGAAAAAUUCCCGGGAAGUAGAGUUUUCCUGCUGUUAUGACUGUGUGCCCUGCGAGGAGGGACACAUCUCCAACACAACAGAUAUGGAAACGUGUAUCCAAUGCCCAGAAGAUCAGUGGCCCAAUGACAAUAGAACUAUUUGCAUCCAGAAAAUAACAGAAUUCCUUUCAUAUGAGGAUCCCUUGGGACAGUCUCUGGCUGCAGUCUCGGUUCUCUCCUCUCUUACUGUCAUUUUAGUUUUUCUGAUUUUCAUCAAAUAUCACAAAACUCCUGUGGUCAAGGCCAAUAACCAAACCCUGAGCUACUCCCUCCUCCUCUCCCUCACACUGUCCUUCCUCUGCUGCUUCUUGUUCAUUGGGCGCCCUCAGAAAGUGACCUGCCUGCUCAGACAAGUUACAUUUGGGAUCAACUUUACACUUUCGGUCUCUUGUGUCCUGGCUAAAACUGUCACAGUUGCCAUUGCCUUUAAUGCCACAAAGCCGGGAAGCAAGAUAAAGAAAUGGGUGGGAACAAGAGUGUCCCUCUGCCUGGUCCUUCUCUGCUCUCUGCUCCAGGUUGGGAUAUGCCUGGUCUGGCUGAUCUCCUCCCCACCAUUCCCAGACUAUGACACUCACACUUACACUGGGAAGAUGAUAUUACAAUGUAAUGAAGGCUCUGUCUCUGCAUUCUACACUGUGAUUGGUUACAUGGGGUUCCUGUCGGGAUUAAGUUUCAUUGUUGCUUUCCUGGUUAGGCAGUUACCAGCCAGUUUCAAUGAGGCCCAGCUGAUCACUUUCAGCAUGCUGGUGUUCUGCAGUGUUUGGGUGUCCUUCAUCCCAGCGUACCUGAGCACCAAGGGCAAAUACAUGGUGGCUGUGGAGAUCUUCGCUAUCCUGGCUUCCAGUGCAGGGCUGCUGGGCUGUAUCUUCAUUCCCAAGUGCUACAUUAUCCUCUUCCGCCCUGAGCAGAACACCCGCCGGGGCCUUACUGGGAAACACUUACAGUGAAUUAUUGCUAACCCUCAGGAUUCUCAGUAACAUAUUCAUGAUUAUUUUUAUUUAUAUACGUUCAUCUUUUUGGUCUUUAUUCCUUUCCUCCCUUCCCUUCAAUUCUUCUAUAUUCUGAACAUUAUCAUGUCCCACCCUGAGCAGAACACCAGGAGGAGACACCUCACUAGGAAACACCUACAAUGGUUUAUUGCUAACCAUGCCCUAAUUAUUAUAAUUAUUAUUAGGUUCCAUCAAGUCAGUUUUCUCCAGAAUAAUUUUGUCUUCUGU
Messenger RNA from Xenopus tropicalis (tropical clawed frog), 2490 nucleotides. RefSeq names its product vomeronasal type-2 receptor 26. The coding region runs from base 1 to 2220 and encodes 739 amino acids. Gene Ontology annotation, cellular component: membrane; plasma membrane. Gene Ontology annotation, molecular function: G protein-coupled receptor activity. The record is from RefSeq and is a predicted model, not a curated record. The transcript has 5 exons. Lineage: Eukaryota; Metazoa; Chordata; Amphibia; Anura; Pipidae. Gene Ontology annotation, biological process: G protein-coupled receptor signaling pathway.